AUGAUUGCAGUCGAUUGUCGACUGCUCUUCGCCAAAUUCACUGUCUUGGAGCGAAGCGCACCUUCCGACACUUCCAGAGCUGAAGAGCUGCUGACAAGCGCAAUAGAGCAGCUUGAAGAAGCAAGACAGAUAACCCUUUCAAACCCAAGGACAGCGCACAAGAUUGCUGAAAUCGAAGAGGUCGAGACAAUGCUUCGCGAGGACACAUUCUACACCAUCGUUACAAGUGCAGAAAUGCAGGCUGUCUACGAUGCAAUGGCUCAAGAUUUCUUGGGGACUGGUCACUGGUACUACUGUGUCAACAGACAUCCAUUCACAGUCGGAGAAUGCGGCGCGCCUAUGGAAAAUGCUCUAUGCCCAGAGUGCGGUGCACCUGUGGGUGGCGAAAGUCACGAGUUUGCAGAAGGCAUUACGCGAGCGACGGCCCUUGAGCAGCAAUUUGGUGGAAUGAGGUUGUGA
Bacidia gigantensis is the source of this 459-nucleotide messenger RNA. RefSeq lists its product as uncharacterized. Lineage: Eukaryota; Fungi; Ascomycota; Lecanoromycetes; Lecanorales; Ramalinaceae. The record is from RefSeq and is a predicted model, not a curated record. The transcript has 2 exons. The coding region runs from base 1 to 459 and encodes 152 amino acids.